Messenger RNA from Leptonychotes weddellii (Weddell seal), 964 nucleotides. The record is from RefSeq and is a predicted model, not a curated record. NCBI's taxonomy places the organism in Eukaryota, Metazoa, Chordata, Mammalia, Carnivora, Phocidae.
CCCAAUAGAGACUAUAAGUAGGGUAGCUCCGGCGGCUUCAACUCUGACCCUACUCAGGUCUGUUCCUUUUUCCCCAUCAUGUCCGGACGCGGCAAGCAAGGCGGCAAGGCCCGCGCCAAGGCCAAGACGCGCUCGUCGCGGGCCGGCCUGCAGUUCCCGGUGGGCCGCGUGCACCGCCUGCUCCGCAAGGGCAACUACGCCGAGCGGGUCGGCGCCGGCGCGCCCGUCUACCUGGCUGCCGUGCUGGAGUACCUGACGGCCGAGAUCCUGGAGCUGGCGGGCAACGCGGCGCGCGACAACAAGAAGACGCGCAUCAUCCCGCGCCACCUGCAGCUGGCCAUCCGCAACGACGAGGAGCUCAACAAGCUGCUGGGCCGCGUCACCAUCGCGCAGGGCGGCGUCCUGCCCAACAUCCAGGCCGUGCUGCUGCCCAAGAAGACCGAGAGCCACCACAAGGCCAAGGGCAAGUAAGGUCCCGAUAGCAACAACUUCAAAACCAAAAGGCUCUUUUCAGAGCCACCCACUAUUUCUGGAGAAGAGCUGGGACCGCAGUUUUCUCAAUUUCGACGCUAAGGGGUUAAAGCUUCAUAUUUUACUACACUUUUAGCUCUCCCACGCUCUACCUGGACCUAAUAGGUGAUCACCUAUUUUAUAUUACUCGUUAGCGAGCUUCCCCGUUCAACUCCGUUCAGGAACUAGCUAGCUUGUAGCUGGUGCGCAGAGAAUCAGGGGUUGGGCACCAAGUACUAUGCAAACCGGGACCAAUGGGAGUGUAGCGCGGGCUUUUUCGAAAUACUGACUUGUGUACAGAAAUAAACAUACUCAACCGCGAAAAAAACAGGCCUGCAAUUUAACUUAGAACAAGGACAUAAAGUUUACCUUCUUAGUUUUUUGCGGAUGGCCGGGAAAAUUUGCAACAAUUGUGUACAGCUGUUUCCAGAAAAAUUUGGGUGGCUCUGAAAAG